Messenger RNA from Linum tenue, 2379 nucleotides. Lineage: Eukaryota; Viridiplantae; Streptophyta; Magnoliopsida; Malpighiales; Linaceae. The record is from the annotation of a GenBank genome assembly.
AUGGCGGCGGCGGCGACGACGACGACGGAUGAGAGAUCACCGGAGCAGCAACCGGAAGAGAACCCACCACCUCCGCAAUCUGCCGAGAAUCCGCCUUUUCCCCAACCCUCUGAAACCCUAAGUCUAAAUGAUGUCCCCGACUCACAAGACAACGACGAUUCAAAUCAAGAAGAUUUAACAGGCGCAGCGCCCGCGAUUUCUUUCUCGCCCACAUCGGCCACCUCUGCCCGCCGCGGUGGCGGCGGUUCAAAGCGGAACAAGAGCAAGCGAAUAAUUGCGUCUAGGUUGAAGAAAAUUCAGAAGAAGCUCGAGGCUCUCAACGAAAACCUCAAACUCAUUCCCUUCAAGCCGGCGAAAGAUCUCGACUUCGAUUCUCACGAGGGGCUUCUCAAGCGGCUGGGCCUGUGGGAUUUCGUGAAGCUCCAGUUCGACCCCAACAUCCGCACCGAUCUCGUGGCGCAGUUGAUCGCCAGUUACGAUCCGCAGCAGCGCGGUAGCUACGUCAACGAGGUCCGGGUCAAGGUCAACCGCGCCGAUUUGGCUCGCGCGCUCAAGCUGCCGACCAAGAAGGAGAAGGUUUCAUCCUCGUCGGAGAGUUCUGCGGCGGCAGGGGAGGUGAAAGAGGGUGAAGAAGCUAUUGCGUUCGUUGACGAGCUGGUCUCGACUUGGAUGCUGUUGCACGACGACGAUACGUGGUUGAUGCCGGUGGAGAUUCACAAUAUGAUCAGGACGAUUAAAGAUGGCAACUUUGAGAGAAUGGAUUGGGCUGGGUUGAUUUGGUAUAUGGUUGAGAAGGAGCUGUCGGCUGCUCCCAAUCUAGGUAAUUGUUACUACGCCUCGCACUUGCAGUGUUUGAUAAAAUCCCAGAAAGAAAAUAUGUUGAAGGAAGACGAUGCUUGUUCUAGAAAGGAGCUUGAGUUUAAGGAAGAUAUGAUACAAGAGGAAGAGGAGGAAGAAGAGGAAGUGUCGGUGAAACCAAGCGAGGAAGUGCAGCAUGUGGUGGUGGUGGUGGCGAAGUCAGGAGAGGAGGAGGCGUCGGUGAAACCAAACGAUGAAGUGCAGCAUGUUGUGGUGGUGGCAAAGUCAGAAGAGGGCAGCAUUCAGUUGAGCUUGGGAGGUUUGGAUAAUGCUGCCGCUGGGGAAGAUGGUGAAGCUAAAGCUGAAAAGGCCGGCAAUGAGGAUGCUGUGCCCCAGCAACAAGAACAGGAGGCAAUGGUUUUUGAGGAGAGUAAAGUGGUAGUUGAAGAAGAACAGGGGCAGUGGUUGAAUAGCAGUGUGAAUGAGAAUUUUCUACAGCAUUGCAGCAAUAUGAAAGCCGAUGAUGACAUGGAAUGUGAAGUGGAGAGGAAGCAAGAAGUGGAAGUAGAUGAUGAUGCAAUGAAAGAGCUAGAGCAAGGAGAAGAGGUUGAUGUUGAGGAGCCAGUUGAAGAAAUGGAUUUCGACUGCACAUCCCAAGAGCAUGAUGCAAUGGGCGGUUUAGCUUCCGAGAACCUUCUCGGAUCUAUGGAAUUAGCACAAGAUCCCCUCACUUCAGAUAUGCAGCAGCUUCAUGCUGACCUCUCUUCGGGGGAAUUUCUUGCAGCAUCUAGGAUUGACAUCGAGGCUAACCCUGGCAAUUCCUCACAUUUUGGUACUGGGAAUGAUCUUAAGAGGGACAUUGCGCAUCUUGAUGAUGAAGAUGAUGAUGAUGACGACGAUAAUGAUAUCCCUCAUCAUGCAUUUGAUAAGAGAAUGAGGACUGAUGAUGCGCCAUGGGAGGGGAAGACUUCCUCGGAAACUGGCAUGUUGAUUGGACAAAUGCAACAUUGGUUGGAAAAGCUGAGGGUUGCCCAAAUGGAAAAAGACCAGUUGUAUCAGGAGCAGAGUUUAAACCAGCAGAUGUUACUUAAUGAGUUGCAAAGUCGUGAUGACACAAUCCAGCACCUUCAUAAGUUGAGGUAUGAGGAGCAACAGAAGAGCCAGAUUGAAGUUUACAAGCUCGAACGUGAAUUGUGUAUGAUGGGCAAUCUCUUGGAAGGGUAUAGAAGGGCUUUGAAGGAGACGCAUAAAGCAUUUUCUGAAUACAGAGCGAAAUUCCCAUCACACGAAGAACCACUCUACAAGGAUGCUGGCCCUGGUGGUCUUGUUCUGACUGCUGCAGAAUUGAAGAAGCAAAGAUUGAGGGAAGAGGAAGAAGAAAGGUUGGCACGUUUGUUUAUUGAGAAGAAGCUUAAAGAAUUUGAGGAGGAAUGGGUUGGCAAGUUUGAAGGAUACAAAGACGGGAUUGAACUGUUGGGAGAUAGGUUGUUGGGUGGCGAGAAGAAUGUCAAGCUUUUGAUGGAAAUGCAUUUGAAGAAGCAGAAGCCCCCUCAGAUUUCUGAAUCUACUCCUACCGAGUAG